UGAGAUGGAGGCCAACCCCGCGGCGGGUGGCGGGCCCGGUGGGCUGGCGGGUGAGGACGGUGUCCACUUCCAGAGCUACCCCUUCGACUUCCUCGAGUUCCUCAACCACCAGCGCUUCGAGCCGCUGGAGCUGUACAGCGAGCACGGCAAGACGGCCGUGCUGCCCUGCGCCGGCGCCCCGGGCCCGCCGCCUGCGCCACCACCGCCUGCGCCGCCACCGCAGUACGACUACGGGGGCCCGGCCGGCUUCAAGCCCAAGGCAGAGGCCGCCUCGUCCUCCGCCUCCUCCACCUCGUCCUCCUCGUCCUCCUCGUCGUCCUCGCAGGCCAAGAAGCCGGAUCCGCCACCACCGCCGCCCGCCUUCGGGGCGCCACCGCCACCACUCUUCGACGCCGCCUUCCCUGCCCCGCAGUGGGGUAUUGUCGACCUCUCUGGGCACCAGCACCUGUUCGGGAGCCUGAAGCGCGCAGCGCCGCUCCCGCCGCCUGCCACCGGCGGCGGCGAGGGCCCCUUCGCCUGCCCGCUGUGUUGGAAGGUGUUCAAGAAGCCCAGCCACCUGCACCAGCACCAGAUCAUCCACACCGGCGAGAAGCCCUUCUCCUGCUCUGCCUGCGGGAAGAGCUUCAACCGCCGCGAGAGCCUCAAGCGCCACGUGAAGACGCACUCUGCCGACCUGCUGCGCCUGCCCUGUGGCGUGUGUGGCAAGGCCUUCCGUGAUGCGGCCUACCUGCUCAAGCACCAGGCAGCGCACGCAGCCGGCGCGCGGCCCGCCUUCCCCUGCGACCUGUGCGGGAAGUCCUACUCGGCACCGCAGAGCCUGCUGCGGCACAAGGGCCCCGGUGGCCCCGGGAAGACCUUCUGCUGCGGCAUCUGCGGGCGCGGCUUCGGCCGCCGCGAGACGCUGAAGCGCCACGAGCGAAUCCAUACCGGUGAAAAGCCGCACCAGUGCCCAGUGUGUGGGAAGCGCUUCCGCGAGUCCUUCCACCUGAGCAAGCACCACGUGGUGCACACGCGCGAGCGGCCCUACAAGUGCGAGCUGUGCGGCAAGGUCUUCGGCUACCCGCAGAGUCUUACCCGCCACCGCCAGGUGCACCGCCUGCAGUUGCCCUGCGCCCUGGCAGGUGGCCCCACGGCGCCUGGGGCCUGCGGGCCGGGAGCCGCUGCCGCCGGCGCCCCAGCCGAAGCGCUGAGCUACGCGUGCUCAGACUGCGGCGAGCACUUCCCGGACCUGUUCCACGUGAUGAGCCACAAGGAGGCGCACAUGCCUGAGAAGCCCUAUGGCUGCGAUGCCUGUGGCAAAACCUUUGGCUUCAUCGAGAACCUCAUGUGGCACAAGCUGGUGCACCAGGCGGCCCCUGAGCGCCUGCUGGCCCCCGCUCCGGGCGGGCCCCAGGCUGCGGAUGGCCCCGCCGCGGGUUCUGAAGCGGGCGGCGCGCUGGACCACGGGCUGGCUGGGGAGGUGGGUGCGGCGGUGGCAGCGCUGGCCGGCGCCCCCGGGACGGAGGACACGAGCGGGCCUGCGGCGGCUGGCGGGGCCGGUGGGGCGGGGCCAGAGCGCUUCAGCUGCGCCACGUGCGGGCAGAGCUUCAAGCACUUCCUGGGCCUGGUUACGCACAAGUACGUGCACCUGGUGCGCCGGACGCUGGGCUGCGGGCUGUGCGGGCAGAGCUUCGCUGGCGCCUAUGACCUGCUCCUGCACCGCCGCAGCCACCGGCAGAAGCGCGGCUUCCGCUGCCCGGUGUGCGGGAAGCGCUUCUGGGAGGCGGCGCUGCUGAUGCGCCACCAACGCUGCCACACAGAGCAGCGGCCCUACCGCUGCGGCGUGUGCGGCCGCGGCUUCCUGCGCUCGUGGUACCUGCGCCAGCACCGCGUGGUGCACACCGGCGAGCGCGCAUUCAAGUGUGGCGUGUGCGCCAAGCGCUUCGCGCAGUCGUCCAGCCUGGCGGAGCACCGACGGUUGCACGCCGUGGCGCGCCCGCAGCGCUGCGGCGCCUGUGGGAAGACCUUCCGCUACCGCUCCAACUUGCUGGAGCACCAGCGGCUGCACCUGGGCGAGCGUGCCUACCGCUGCGAGCAUUGUGGCAAGGGCUUUUUCUACCUGAGCUCUGUGCUGCGUCACCAGCGUGCGCACGAGCCACCAAGGCCUGAGCUACGCUGCCCCGCCUGCCUCAAGGCCUUCAAGGACCCUGGCUACUUCCGCAAGCACCUGGCUGCCCACCAGGGCGGCCGGCCAUUCCGCUGCUCCUCCUGCGGGGAGGGCUUCGCCAACACCUACGGCCUGAAGAAGCACCGCCUGGUGCACAAGGCCGAGGGCCUCGGGGGGGCCGGGGCCGCGGCCACCGCCCUGCCCGGGAAGGACCCCUGACCGCCGUCAAGCCCCUUCUCCCCCCCUACCCCUUCUGCGCGCAGCUGCGGAUCGCUCCAGCCCCUCUUCCCGCCACCCCUCUGAACUUGAGGCCCCGCUCCACGGCCCUGGACGUUUCUUGACUUUUUCGCGUCCCAGUGGACACGCGCAUUCUCUCCCCAGCAGACCUGCUCCAGGUGAGUCUCCGCUACCCCCACCCCCCCAGUCCGGCUGGAUGGAGCAAGUCGCAGUUGGGAGGCCUGGGGUGGGGUCCGGGUGCUCUUGGAUUGGGGUGGGGGGUGGGUGCCAGACGAGGCUUGUACAGAGCAGAGAACAAUAAAUGUUAUUAACAUG
Messenger RNA from Dipodomys ordii (Ord's kangaroo rat), 2698 nucleotides. It is a transcript of the gene Znf865, whose product is annotated as zinc finger protein 865. The record is from RefSeq and is a predicted model, not a curated record. NCBI's taxonomy places the organism in Eukaryota, Metazoa, Chordata, Mammalia, Rodentia, Heteromyidae. Bases 5 to 2365 code for a protein of 786 amino acids. Gene Ontology annotation, molecular function: RNA polymerase II cis-regulatory region sequence-specific DNA binding; DNA-binding transcription factor activity. Gene Ontology annotation, biological process: regulation of transcription by RNA polymerase II. The transcript has 3 exons.